UCCUGACUGGUGGCUGCUCCUAUCUGUCUGCGCGGCGGGGACAUUUCCGCAUUGAGGGGGGCUGCUCCGAAUGGAGGGGGAGGGGAAGUGUUUAGGAGAAAGGGGGGGCUUUGGGUGUUGCGAGACCGCAGCCAGGUGGACAGAGGGGGUUCAGUAGCUGGGCUGCGACCACUGGCGAGAGGCUGGAGGUGUGCAUGUGUGAAAGGAGAAGGGGAGAGAGAAGGGUGCCGCAGAGGUGAUAGUCUCUCAGUCUGCGAACCUUCUUCCGGGGGCGCCAUAAACGCCCCCAAGUUCUCAGCUGCUAAAGGAGGAGGUGGAAGAUCUCAGCAAAGCAAUGUCUCAAGAUGGCGCUUCUCAGUUCCAAGAAGUCAUUCGGCAGGAGCUAGAAUUAUCUGUGAAGAAGGAACUAGAAAAGAUACUUACCACGGCACCAUCACAUGAGUUUGAGCACACUAAAAAAGACCUUGAUGGAUUUCGGAAGCUAUUUCAUAGAUUCUUGCAAGAAAAGGGACCUUCUGUGGACUGGGGAAAAAUCCAGAGACCUCCAGAAGAUUCGAUUCAACCCUAUGAAAAGAUAAAGGCCCGAGGCUUACCUGAUAACAUAUCUUCUGUGCUGAACAAGCUGGUGGUGGUGAAACUCAAUGGUGGUUUGGGAACCAGCAUGGGCUGCAAAGGCCCGAAGAGUCUGAUUGGUGUGAGAAAUGAGAAUACCUUUUUGGAUCUGACUGUUCAGCAAAUCGAACAUUUGAACAAAACCUACAAUACUGAUGUCCCUCUUGUUCUGAUGAACUCUUUUAACACAGAUGAAGAUACAAAAAAAAUACUACAGAAGUAUAAUCACUGUCGUGUGAAAAUCUACACUUUUAAUCAAAGCAGGUACCCGAGGAUUAAUAAGGAGUCUUUACUGCCUGUGGCAAAGGAUGUAUCAUACUCAGGGGAAAAUACAGAAGCUUGGUACCCUCCGGGUCAUGGAGAUAUUUACGCAAGUUUCUACAACUCUGGUUUGCUUGAUACCUUUAUAGGUGAAGGCAAAGAGUAUAUUUUUGUGUCCAACAUAGAUAAUCUGGGCGCCACAGUGGAUCUUUAUAUUCUUAAUCAUUUAAUGAACCCACCCAAUGGAAAACCCUGUGAAUUUGUCAUGGAAGUCACAAAUAAGACACGUGCAGAUGUAAAGGGUGGGACACUUACUCAGUACGAAGGCAAAUUGAGACUGGUGGAAAUUGCCCAAGUGCCAAAACCACACGUUGAUGAGUUCAAGUCUGUAUCAAAAUUCAAAAUAUUUAACACAAACAACCUAUGGAUCUCUCUUGCAGCAGUUAAAAGACUGCAGGAGCAGAAUGCUAUUGACAUGGAAAUCAUUGUGAAUCCAAAGACUUUGGAUGGAGGCCUAAAUGUCAUUCAGCUAGAAACUGCAGUAGGGGCUGCCAUUAAAAGUUUCGAGAACUCUCUAGGUAUUAAUGUUCCGAGGAGCCGUUUUCUGCCUGUAAAAACCACAUCAGAUCUUUUGCUUGUGAUGUCAAACCUCUAUAGCCUUAAUGCAGGAUCUUUGACAAUGAGUGAGAAGCGAGAAUUUCCUACCGUGCCCUUGGUUAAAUUAGGCAGUUCUUUUACAAAGGUUCAGGAUUACCUAAGGAGAUUUGAAAGUAUACCAGAUAUGCUUGAAUUGGAUCACCUCACAGUUUCAGGAGAUGUGACAUUUGGCAAGAAUGUUUCAUUAAAGGGAACAGUUAUCAUCAUUGCAAAUCAUGGUGACCGAAUUGACAUCCCACCUGGAGCAGUAUUAGAAAACAAGAUUGUAUCCGGGAACCUUCGUAUCUUGGACCACUGAAAUGGAAAAUACCAUGUACACUUUAUACUAAUUAUGGGCUGAAUGGUUUCUUACAAUUACAUGUUCUCUAGGAUUCUAAAAUAGGCAGGUGCUUUACUCUGUUACCAUACCCUGCAGUGUUAAUUUCUAAAGUAGAGUUUUCUGCAGUAUGCUUUUAGUCUAAGAAAAGCAUAGGUGGAAGCAAUACUUUUCUUUUUCAAAGAGGAUCCUGAAAGUUAAUUCAUCUUAAAGUGCAAUAUUGUUUAAUCUUAAAACUGGGGCAGCUCUGCUGGAAAAUCUUUUAACGGAGGCCUCAAUAAUGAUCACUUUGAACUGCUUGUGAUUUCAGAAAUAAAGCUGUGAAGCAAUACAUGUGUACACUUAUACUUUUCAAUGUUAACUUUAUGAAAUGGUGAAGAAAAAUGGUUUAUAUACUCUUGCUAAACAGUUACGCUUAACGGUCGGAAGAUUUGCUCUUGGAAUACUUAAGUGCUCACUGGCCAGAUACCUAACAAAUCCAGUUUUUGCAUUUACCUUAAAUUAACUACAUCAUUAUUUCCAAGAAUUAAACUUGAAGGCAUUCAAUACCUUUCAUCUAGUUCUAAAGCGGGGAUGCCUGACAUGCUUUCCACAAGACUUUAUUUCCAUUUAUCGAAAUAAAGGUGUUUCUUUUCCCAGCGGAAGGGGGAGAUGGGGUGGGUGGAGGUAGGGCAUUUCUUUCACAUCUUUGUUCUCUAGUAUAGUGGGGGGUGGGGGGUACAGCUUUAUAAAAAGUUACCUUUCCUUGAAGCUUCAUUUCUUGAAGCUUGCUUGUUGUCACUGAGAAAUGUUCAUGAAUAACCUUCAACCAAUGACUUGAAUUGUGACUUUUCUCUAAGAAUGGGUUACAUUUUCCAAUGCUUCCAUACUUGUUUUUGAGUAAGCUGCUUGUUUAAAGUUUACUAUAUUCUAUUAAAAAAAAGUUGUCUU
This is a messenger RNA of Sus scrofa (pig), 2776 nucleotides long. RefSeq names its product UDP-glucose pyrophosphorylase 2 (gene UGP2). The record is from RefSeq and is a predicted model, not a curated record. Gene Ontology annotation, biological process: UDP-alpha-D-glucose metabolic process. Gene Ontology annotation, molecular function: UTP:glucose-1-phosphate uridylyltransferase activity. Lineage: Eukaryota; Metazoa; Chordata; Mammalia; Artiodactyla; Suidae.